Exserohilum turcica Et28A is the source of this 838-nucleotide messenger RNA. RefSeq lists its product as uncharacterized. Lineage: Eukaryota; Fungi; Ascomycota; Dothideomycetes; Pleosporales; Pleosporaceae. The transcript has 6 exons. Gene Ontology annotation, molecular function: nucleoside triphosphate diphosphatase activity. Gene Ontology annotation, cellular component: cytoplasm. The record is from RefSeq and is a predicted model, not a curated record. Bases 174 to 749 code for a protein of 191 amino acids. Gene Ontology annotation, biological process: nucleoside triphosphate catabolic process.
UGACCGUAGUGAGAGAAGCGCUGCUCUUAAUUUUCAUAUCGCAAUUGUCAAGACGCUGCUCCAUAAUCAGCGGAAUAAAAGAGUUUUGGUAAAAAAGCUUGCUCCAAGUGACCCUGUCGAUAAGGAAAAAAGAGAUACUGUCCAAUUGAAAAGGUGGAAGAAAAAAAUUCAAAAUGGCUUCACCCUCAGUCCCUGCACACCUCAACUUCAUAACGGGCAACAAGAACAAGCUUGCCGAAGUCCAAGCCAUUCUCGCCGGCGUCAUUGAGCUACGAAGUCAGAAUGUGGACCUGGUCGAGAUCCAAGGCACCGUCGAAGAGGUCACCAAAGACAAGGCGCGAAGAGCUGCCGAAGCUGUCCAAGGCCCCGUCCUCGUCGAAGACACAUGUCUCUGCUUCAAAGCCAUGAACGACCUCCCAGGCCCAUACAUCAAAUGGUUCAUGCAGUCCCUCGGCGCACCCAACAUGCACAAGCUCCUUGCGGGCUUCGACGACAAGUCGGCCCAGGCAGUCUGCACAUUCGGGUACUGCGAGGGCCCCGGCCACGAGGCGAUUCUCUUCCAAGGACGCACCGACGGAAAGCUAGUGGAGAGUCGGGGGUCUACUGUUUUCGGCUGGGAUUCAUGCUUCGAAUAUCAAGGUCAGACGUAUGCCGAGAUGGACAAGAGCGAGAAGAACAAAAUCAGCCAUCGGGCAAAGGCUCUGGAGAAACUCAAGGAGUGGCUGGCCAGCAAGGUGGAAUCAUCGUAGAAGGACUAGCAAUCCGUUCCAAAAGACGCGAAAAUACAUACCCCAGAGACAUAGAGCAAAGAAAGCAAAAGAUGAUUGAAUCUCAUAAC